Strongylocentrotus purpuratus (purple sea urchin) is the source of this 1094-nucleotide messenger RNA. RefSeq lists its product as uncharacterized. The record is from RefSeq and is a predicted model, not a curated record. The coding region runs from base 1 to 993 and encodes 330 amino acids. The transcript is spliced from 5 exons. Lineage: Eukaryota; Metazoa; Echinodermata; Echinoidea; Camarodonta; Strongylocentrotidae.
AUGUAUGUAAUGUACCGCACAUACUCAUUAGACAGGACUUUGCUUAUAAUCAACCAUUUCUCCUCUUCAUCUCAAACCUUCUCUCCAGAACUCCAAAGAAGGUCAAACUGCCUGAGUGAGGAUGUCUACCUGCAAUCCCUGGCCUCAAAGCUAGACUGUGCAGCGGUCUAUAGGAAGCUUGGACUGCCUCUCCUGGAGAAUAACUCGGUCAAGUUCUCUAACCUGAUUGGUCCCGUCAAUAUCCCAUUUGCACAGUACCAAGAUGCUCUCUUCCAUGUAUUAAUAAGAUGGAGAAAUCAAGCGGGCUCAAGUAUAGCAUCCAUGGAAGACCUCAAGCAAGCCUUCCUUCGACAUGGCCUGAUUGAUACUGCUCAAAAGCUUCAUCGGUUGGAAUAUGGAUCAAAUGCCAGUCCUAUUGAUAUACCUAGCAGAAGUGAGGACAUGGACACCGACGGUCCUCCAAGAAAUAGACCCCUCUCUCAACAAGAGUUCUUCGACAUUUAUCUAUUAGCGUCAUCCAAGGAAACAGCGUAUUUUUCUAAGAUGAAGAAUCUCAUUCGAAGGAACAUGUGGAGAAUGACGACUCCUUUUGAGAGUAAACUUGGUGUACCGGUUUUAGAAAGCAUUGAGAAGGCCGUCUUAAACUGUUCCCACGUGGUGUAUCUUAUCACGAAAGAGGAUUGUGAACGCAAAGAUGCAAGUCACACCAUGACGAUUGAGAUGGCGUUCCAGUCUCUCACAGACAAUGGCUUAGGAGGCAGGAUUAUUCCUGUGUUCUGUUGUGAUAUGUCUUUCGUCCCGCUUAAACUGAGGAGCUUGACGGGAGUAAACAUUCGCAGCGAAGAGCUCGAAGAAAGAUUGCGGAAGACUAUUGAUGUGAGCAUCAGGGAGGAUAGAGAAGAGGAGUAUCGCUCAGUUUCAGAACUGAGCACCCAAGCCAAUGAUGAUGAACCACUGCCUUUGAUCUCAUCUAGUAUGGCAACAGGUCAAUGAAUAGGACAAGAAUGGAUUAACUACAUCUCUUCUUUUUCUCACUCUCCGACUCUUACCCCCUUUCUCUCCGACCCCCCCCCCCCCCCUUCUGUCUCUGUGAC